UUCUUCCACGAUCCCCCACGAAUCAAUCAAAAACCUACUUACCAAAUACGAUCCGGUACGUACUUGACUGAGUUGAGCCAACAAACGACGACAGAUCCGCUCCAGUACCCCGCUGAUCCACCUGCAAUUUCAUCUUCAUGCUCCAAGCCUCCGACGGCGAUUCCUCUUCGGCUCUCCGGGAAAGUGAUCGUGGUUUCUCUCUAGCUCGUUCAACCCCAUAAAAGACUUAAAUUAAAGACAAUUGGUUUCAAUGCCAACAGCCUAACCCAAAGCGACUCCUCCAUUAAGAAUCCCCACUCCUCUGCCAGUCAUUUUCACAAACACAUUCACCGCAAUAUAAUUUCUAAAUACCAACACAAGGGAAAAUCCGUCGGUAUGCUUCGAAGGUCAAUUUUUGAAUUAUCACGUUGCCGAGGGGCUCCUUGGAGAAUACGCAGGGAGAUUGCGUCCCAGCGUUUAUCUCCAUUUAUUUAUUCAAGAAAGCAAUUUUCGACCUCUGCUGGGGAAAAUGGUAAUCCGAAACCUGAAUCAAAGACUGGGGUUCCAAAUUUUGUCCUUGGAACUGCUGUUAUUAGUGGUGCUAUUUUGAUUGCUUACCGAGCUGGAUACUUCGAGAAAUAUGGCAAAGGACCCAAGGUUUAUAUUGAUUCGACAAAUAUUGUUUUUGAUGGGAAAGAUGAAAAGGAUAUCCAGGUUGUUUCUUCUCGUAAUGAAGAAUUGCUUCCUUAUGUGGACUUGCCUGAUCAAAAAGUUGCAACUAAUAUCGAUCUUCCUCAGCCCGAAACUUCGAGUGAAACCCAAGGCACAACACCUUUACCAGAACAGGCAUUACCAGAAUAUUCUCAGAGCAGCUUGCCAUCUGCUGAUCACUCUGCAGAUGUUGCUGCAUCAGCUGAAGAGAAUCUUAAAAAGGUUGAGUCUGAACCUGCAACGGUACCAAACAACGAAAUCCAAGAUGUUCUUUUUGAUACCCAAUCAAGCGAAUGCCUUGGAGAAAAGGAUACAAAAACUGCACCAUCUCCCACUACCGCAGUUGGGCUGCGGGAUGAACCAAGUAAAGGUGCACAGGCCCAUGAAUUAGUCCCUAGAGAAAGCCAACUAAAAUCUGUCCCAUCUCUACCUCCCACUGCAGAGGAUGAAUUCAGUAAAGAUAUAGAAGCUCCAAGUUCUCUUCUUGAAACCUAUCACCUUAGGGAAAAGGCAGAUGAAAACUAUUUGACUUCUCUAAAUAGAAAAUAUGAGCGGCUUUCUAAAGAAGCAGAGGCUUUUGGUACAUUUGUUGAGGAACUGGAUGAUGGAUAUUUGUCGAAGGAUGGAAAAUUAGUUCUCAAUUUCCUGAAAGCCAUUCAUGCUGCUGAAAAGCAGCAAGCUGAGCUGGAUGCAAAUGCUUUUGCUGAGGAGAAGCGAGCAUUGAAGGAGAUGUAUGAAAAGGAAUUAAGGGAUUCAAGAGCCAGGGAACUAAUGCGUACAGAAGAGGCAGCUAUAUUGGAUAAGGAAUUACUGAGAGAAAGAACAAAAACAUCAGCUGCUAUAAAAUCCCUACAAGAAAAAAUGAAAGAGAAAAUUAGGAUUGAACUUGAACAGAAGGAAAGAGAAGCUGAAAUGAAGUUGGAGAAAGCUCUGGAGCUAGGGAAAGCAGAAGUGAUUGCAGCGAUCGCAAAUGAGAAAGCAGCACAGAUUGAGAAAAUGGCAGAAGCAAAUCUUCACAUACAUGCUUUAUGUAUGGCAUUUUAUGCACGAUCUGAAGAGGCACACAAGAGUCAUUCUAUUCUCAAGCUCACUUUGGGAGCGCUUGCACUAGAAGAAGCACUUGCUAAAGGAUUACCAAUCCAGAAAGAAAUUGAUGCUCUACACAACUACCUUGAAGGCAUUGAGGACUCAGUAUUAGGUUUGGUUCUUUCAUCUCUUCCCGAAGAAACUCGGUGCAGUGGAACAGACACUCUACUGGAGUUGAAUCAAAAGUUUAAUGUCUUGAAAGGUAGCCUGAGGCACUACAGCCUAAUUCCACCAGGUGGUGGUGGUAUCUUGACGCAUUCUUUGGCACAUAUUGCAUCUUGGUUAAAGGUGAAAGAAGUUGGUGACUCUGGUGAAGGAAUCGAGUCUAUAAUCAAUAGAGUUGAGAAUUACUUGGCUGAAGGAAAGCUAGCUGAAGCUGCAGGAACCCUUGAACAAGGUGUCAAAGGUAGCCAAGCGGAGGAGAUUAUCGGUGAUUGGGUGAAACGAGCAAGGAAUAGGGCCAUCACCGAGCAAGCAUUAACAGUACUUCAAUCGUAUGCUACUUGCAGCAGUCUUACCUAACCUCCAAGUCCCAAGUAUUUAUCUCAAACAAUGCCUCAGACCCCAGGUAUGAACUUCCAAAUCUCAUUGAAUUAGU
Messenger RNA from Hibiscus syriacus, 2374 nucleotides. RefSeq lists its product as uncharacterized. Lineage: Eukaryota; Viridiplantae; Streptophyta; Magnoliopsida; Malvales; Malvaceae. Gene Ontology annotation, cellular component: MICOS complex. The transcript is spliced from 13 exons. The coding region runs from base 376 to 2298 and encodes 640 amino acids. The record is from RefSeq and is a predicted model, not a curated record. Gene Ontology annotation, biological process: cristae formation.